Histoplasma mississippiense is the source of this 1629-nucleotide messenger RNA. RefSeq lists its product with no specific name. The coding region runs from base 1 to 1629 and encodes 542 amino acids. The record is from RefSeq and is a predicted model, not a curated record. The transcript has 7 exons. NCBI's taxonomy places the organism in Eukaryota, Fungi, Ascomycota, Eurotiomycetes, Onygenales, Ajellomycetaceae.
AUGCGGGCACCUGGGUUGGACUCGGGGUACCUAGGUAUUAUUUGGUGUAUUCGCUACUGCAAACCGCAGGAUAUCAUCGUUCCCCUUAUCCUUCUUGACGUCUCUGCCAGAGCGCCGAAUCCAGCCAGAGCCGUGUACCUGACUAGGGCCAUCCUUCCACAGCAGGGGUUUGGUGUUGUUGGCAGAGAAGGCGAGGACCCCAAGCAGCGCCAACGCCAAGGGGGAACAACUAGCCAGGUUAGUGGAUUGGACUGUGCAUUACAGAUCUACUGGGAGAAUUGGGAGAAUUGGGAGGACUGGGGGACUGGGGGACUGAGAGACUGUGAGACUGUGAGACUGAGAUAUGCCCCAGGCAAAAUGUGCCAAUUAUCUUGCCCUUCCGGGGGUUCUUUUAUAGAUUUCGAGGAGAAUGAAAGAGAAGAGCGUAAUAAUCAAGUAAAUACGACAAAGGACAAGAGUUAUCAUUCGGAAAAGCUUGUCACUAAUGCGUGGAGCAGGGUGUGCUGUGCUCGUGUAAUGUCCAAUCAACCUUUCAUCGCGGGGAUUUCUCACUCCUUCAGCUUCAAGUCAAUUCCUUUGAUCAAACUCCAGAGCACGUACACCGUACACAACUAUUUGUCUGCGAUUCAAGAGAACGGCGCAAUGGAGCUGUUCCCCUCUGUAGAAAGGGGAAAUGGCUCCACUUCCCCUUCCCCCGUCGCUGCCCAACUCCCACCAGUCCCGCCAACCAACAAGUAUCCCCCCCCGUCAACACGGUCAGACAGAGCUUCUAAACCCUCCGAUACUUCCCCGGCCGCUUCUAGUCGCCUCCGCAGCGCGUCCCUGAUAUUCCUCGAGUCAAACCCGCCCUCGGGCAUGUGGAUGGCAACUGGAGAUAUUGCAUCUCGCGCUCCAACUCUCAACGAGAUCCGUGCUGGCUGCUUCAGCGCCGAUGGCUGGACGGAGGAAGGCCAGAUCCAGCGUUUCAAAUUGUCCAGAGCAAAUACCUCUGUGCCGCGCGUUGCCGUUACGAAGUCGAAUGCUCUCAAGGAACAGGAGCAAACGGCUCACUUACGGCGGAGUAAUACGGCUCCUUCAUGGAAUAGCGGCAAUGAUACGAUUACAAUUACAGGAGGAAAAUACAUGAAACAAGGGGACGACUGCAUAUCGCGUCAAUCUACAGAACGACCACUCACGUUGUCUGUGAAAAGCGCCAUAGAUACUAAAUCCGCGCAAGCAGCCUCCCCUCCCCGCAUCCCCGAUGAAACUGGCACAUAUCCCAACGGCUACCGCUUCCCACCAAAACACACAUGGAGCCAAGCCACAAUAAUUGGUCUGAAGGCCUUUGGCCGCUUCGUAAUCACCCCUUUCGGCCUGUUGGUGACAGUUUACGGCCUCAACAUCGUAGCGUGGGGCGCCAUGAUCUUCUUCCUGCUCCUCAACGCCGCGCCCGCACUGUGCAACUCGAGUUGCUCAGCGUCAAACUCGGCGCGCAAAAUCUGGAUCGAAAUCGACUCGCAGAUCCUCAACGCCCUAUUCUGCGUCACGGGCUUCGGCCUCAUCCCCUGGCGCUUCAGGGACUUUUACUACCUCCUGCAGUGGCGAACAAUAACAGCGGCAGCGACAGCGGCAGCGGUAACAACAGCAUAG